Molecule: messenger RNA, 1140 nt
Organism: Lactuca virosa
Lineage: Eukaryota; Viridiplantae; Streptophyta; Magnoliopsida; Asterales; Asteraceae
Source: the annotation of a GenBank genome assembly
CACAUUCUUCAUAGAAGGGCAAUGUACUUUCAAGAACUGUGAAAAUGCAAUUCAUAGCAUGUGUGUAUAUAUGGGGAGAAGGGGUUUGUUUGGAGCCCGAAUGUGUCAUGUGUGUGUAUAUAUAUACAGAAACAGAGCUAGAAAGUUGAAACAAAAUUUGGCGCGCAAUUACACAAUCACAAUGACGGAGAAGAAACAGAAAGACACGAAGAAGGCUUCAUCUCAAUCGAAACCAUGCAUGUCGAACCAAGAUCGCGGAAAAGCGGUAUUAGAUGAUGAAGAGGAAUCUGAAGAUCCUCCAACGGAGCAAAUCCGAUGCCUCACACUCCACUCACAAAACUCGCCUAAAUUAGGUGAAUCGUUCAGUUGGAAAAGGUACAGACUAUGGAAGCAAGACAGGUAUCACAGAUCAGCACGACUCGAAAGGCAACUCAAAUCUCUGGAAGAUCGAAUCGAUAAACAACUGAAACGAUUCCAAGCCCAAUACUCUCGCGCCAAGAACCCAACACGACCAAAAGAUGUCGCCGAACUUCUCAUGCGUAAAUCCAGCCCACCUCUGGAACUCGCCACUCUCUCAUGGCUAGGUGCCACACAAAAGGCCAUUUCUCAAUUGAUCCAUGACUUGCGGAUCGAAGAAGCUGUCAUCGAUGAAGAAAUGAUGGAGAUUCAAGCCAAUUGCAUUCUCCGAAUCCCUUUCGCAAUCGCUAACGAAAAGCCCAAUGGAUCUACUUUAGAUCAAGUCAAUUCUGAACUCAAAAAAGUCCAUCGUCUCAUCGUCAAGGCCCAAAACUUCAGGACAAAUGCAUUGGAAACGGUGGUGAAGAAGAUUUUGUGCCAGAGUGAUGCGGCGGAGUUCCUGGUGGCGUUCGACGGAAUUCAAGAAACCGUUCACCAGUUUUCGAAAGAUUAUAAGAUGAGAAAAGGUCCGGUAACAGUGCCAUUGAUCUCCGGUUCAGAAAUUGUGGGGGUGGAUAGUGGCUACUCGUUGUGUAAGUUUCUUUGAAAUCAUAGGUACAACUCGUAAAGCGUUUAGUACUACCUCUUAUGCAGUUGCUCUGUUGUCUAUGCAUCAAUAUUGUUCUUUCACAUCAUUCUGUGUAAUCUGUACGUGAAAUUUUUGUUUUGUUUUUUUGUAUUCAC